AUGGCAGAACCACGCCCCUCCGUCGCCCUCCCUCAAGGCAGAGUCAUCGGCAUCCAACUCAAGAACGAUUUCCCUCAACCCAUCGACGCCUUCCUGGGAAUCCCCUAUGCCCAGCCCCCAGUGGGCGAUCUCCGGUUCCGCCCAGCACUCAAAGUCCCCCAUGCACCGUCCACUACAAUCGACGCCUCCAAAUACGGGCCCAUCGCCCCCGGAAAGGCCCUCAUCCAGACCGGCCCGCAACUUAAACAGAGCGAAGACUGUCUAACAGCAAAUGUCUUCCGGCCGAGCAGCCCCAAUGGCACCGUCGACAGGGAACAUGAAGCCAACAAAGCCCUUCCUGUCGCAAUAUACAUCCACGGCGGUGCGUUCAACCGCGGCUCUGCGGCUUCGCAUAAUACCUCGUCCAUGGUCGCGUGGUUCGCACAGCCGUUUAUCGCUGUGAGCUUUGGCUAUCGCCUGGGUGCGCUGGGCUUCCUGCCUUCUACCGUCACAAAGAACGAGGGCGCUCUGAAUUUGGGAUUGCGUGAUCAGGUUCUGCUUAUGGAGUGGGUGCAGGAGAACAUUCCGUUCUUUUGUUCCAAAUGCUGUUACGCUCGUUGGCCUAUUGGCCACCACCUUCUCAACUACAGCGAAACCAACCCAAGCAAGCCCCGCUUCCACCGCGUCAUCAUCGAGUCCGGUGCUCCCACAUUCCGCGCUGUCCGCCCCUACAACGCCGCUAUCCAUGAAGCCCAGUUCAGAGACUUCCUCAAGCAACUCGGGGCGUCCAAACUAUCCGAAAUCGACAUAUUCCCCUUCCUCCGCGCCCUCCCUACAGAGACAAUCACCUCCGCACAGACCGCCGUCUUCGACAAGUACAACCCCUCCCUCCGCUGGGCCUUCCAACCCGUGAUAGACAACCUUAACGAUCUCAUCCCCCGCGCCCACCUCGAGUCCUGGACCAAAGGCCUGUGUCACAUAGUCCCCAUCCUAACCGGCUUCACCACAAACGAGGGAACAAUGUACGUCGCGAACAUCGACUCGCCGUCCGCAUUCCAAGCCUUCUGGACGAAUCUCCUCCCCGCCCUCUCAACGCACGGCCUAGGCUCGCAGUAUAAACGCCUCGAGGCCGCAUACGCGCACUACGCCUGCGUCGCACCCGUCCGGCAAACAGCGCACUUCGCGUCGAGCCAGAACCCCGGUGGCAUCUGGCUAUACCACUGGGCUCUCCCGCGCACCGUUGUGGGGCGCGCAAAUCACGGCGAUAACAUGUUUUACGAGACGUAUGAUGCGGAGAUCACGGGCAUAUCACCGACGCAGAGGGAGUUGUCUGGUGUGUUGCAUGCGUAUCUGACGAGCUUCAUUGUGGCCGGGGAUCCGAAUGCUGUUAGAGGGUGGUAUGGAGAUCGCCCGGUUUGGGGGGUGUAUAAGGCGGAGAGGCCAGGGGUGCUGGGGUUUGGGGAGGGAAUUGGGGAGUUGGUUGGGGGUGGGAAUGAGGGCGCUGUUGCGAUGUUCGUGGAUGAUGCUUGGGCCAGGGAGCAGACGAGGUUUUGGUGGGGAAGGGUCGGGGUGUCGCAGGUUGGUUGA
Messenger RNA from Aspergillus mulundensis, 1566 nucleotides. Its product is annotated as Carboxylic ester hydrolase. The record is from RefSeq and is a predicted model, not a curated record. The coding region runs from base 1 to 1566 and encodes 521 amino acids. The transcript has 3 exons. Lineage: Eukaryota; Fungi; Ascomycota; Eurotiomycetes; Eurotiales; Aspergillaceae.